AAGGGCUCGUUCGUGGGCGACGUGGCCGAGGACCUGGCGCUGGAGCUGGCGGCGCUGGGCGACCGCGGCGCCCGAGUGGUAUCCCAAGGCAGGACGCAGUAUUUCGCUCUGCAGGCGAGCAGCGGCCACUUGGUGACGGCCGAGAGGAUCGACAGGGAGCAGCUGUGCCGUCUGCAGGAGAAAUGCGUACUGCGCUGUGAGCUGAUCGUGGAGGGCGAGAUGAAGGUUUAUGCAAUCGAAGUGGAAAUCACAGACAUUAACGAUAACUCGCCAACCUUCGGUGAAGCAGAAAAAGAACUGAGAAUGAGUGAGACCACAACACCGGGAUCCCGUUUUGCCCUCAGUAUGGCUCACGACCCGGACGUGGGUGUGAAUUCCCUGCAGAGCUACGCGCUGAGCGGCGACGAGCACUUCUCGCUGUCGGUGCAGGCGGGAGCCGACGGCGAGAAGCGUCCCGAGCUGGUGCUGGCCAAGGCGCUGGACCGGGAGGAGGCGGCGUUUCACGAGCUGCUGCUGAGGGCGAGCGACGGCGGCGAGCCGGCGCGGACGGGCACGGCGCGCAUCCGCGUGGCUGUGCUGGACGCCAACGACAACGCGCCCGCGUUCAGCCAGGCGGUGUACACGGUGCGAGUGCCCGAGGACGUGCCCGUGGGCUCCACGCUGCUCAGCGUCACCGCCAUCGAUCCCGACGACGCUACGAAUGGAGAAGUGAAAUAUUCGAUAAAGAAAGGCACAGACACUGCGUCGGAGAUCUUCCAUCUGGAUGCCGAGUCCGGAGUGAUCAGGCUAGUGAGAAACCUGGACUUCGAGGAAUGGAACUCCUAUGAAUUGGAGUUGCAGGCACGAGACGGCGGUGGCCUUUUCGACACGGCGAGGGUGUCGAUCUCGGUGACGGACGUGAACGACAACGCGCCCGAGAUUUCGGUGCGGUCGGCGCUGAGCGAGAUCUCGGAGGACGCGGCGCCGGGGACGGUGGUGGCCCUGCUGCACGUGCAGGACCGCGACUCGGGCGCCAACGGGGAGGUGCGGUGCAGCCUGGGCGAGAGCGUGCCGUUCCGUCUGGAGCGGGCGCUGGACGACUAC
Messenger RNA from Meleagris gallopavo (turkey), 1083 nucleotides. The record is from RefSeq and is a predicted model, not a curated record. NCBI's taxonomy places the organism in Eukaryota, Metazoa, Chordata, Aves, Galliformes, Phasianidae.